AUUUUGUUUCACAUAAGUUCACGACUGUGUUGUAGCAAGUUUAAAUAUUUCCAAUUCCAAACGAUUCCGAUUUUUUUUGGAACUUUGUUCAGUAGUGAUUUUUAUUCUACUUCCGAAAGUGAGCCAGGAUGAAGCCGAAAGAUUUGGAUUUUUCUCAGGAGGAAAAGAGCAGCGACUCAAGCAACGAGUCACUGCACCCAACAUCCUCCGGGUUUAGGCCACGUUCCACGUUAAGCUCGCCAUUUUACCAGGGAGCCACUACCUUUGGCGUCAACAAAACUGGAGAAACUGCAACUUAUUCGGAGUCUACAGAGUCGAAACGCCGUCGUGUGUACGCUUUUCUAAAUCAGAAAGAAAUAAUGUACAGAAAAUAUCGGAAAAUGGUCAAUAAUUCAGAAAAGGAGCUGGAGAAAUCGCAAUGGUCAUUUGAGAAGCCAGUAAUGCGAACAUUCUUUUUCUCGGAGCCAAUUCCGCUAAAACCAGUUAACUCCAGGCGCAACUUCGUAUUUUCCGAACCAACUCCUUUGGAAUAGGAUAUUUGGUUGAAAGCUAUUAAGGAAUCUACAGAAUUUAUAUUAAUAUUUGCAAUGUUUCUUUGUACAGAAAUUAAAAUUUAUUAGUAGUACUA
Molecule: messenger RNA, 628 nt
Organism: Drosophila teissieri
Lineage: Eukaryota; Metazoa; Arthropoda; Insecta; Diptera; Drosophilidae
Exons: 2
Coding region: 129-533 (134 amino acids)
Source: RefSeq, a predicted model, not a curated record